Molecule: messenger RNA, 783 nt
Organism: Fusarium coffeatum
Lineage: Eukaryota; Fungi; Ascomycota; Sordariomycetes; Hypocreales; Nectriaceae
Exons: 2
Coding region: 1-783 (260 amino acids)
Biological process (GO): protein folding
Cellular component (GO): cytoplasm
Source: RefSeq, a predicted model, not a curated record
AUGUCUAACCCUAUGGAACAGCGUAUCAAUGUUCCAAUUGAUGACCCAAAUGCCGACACAGAAUGGAAUGAUAUUCUUCGAAAGCAUGGAGUUAUUCCUGAGAAGCCACCUAGCCCAACUCCUAUGAUUGAGGAGGCUAUUCUUGAAGGACGAAGAUUAGCCCAUGAGAACCGACUGGAAGGAAAGGACCUCGACGAGUUGGACGAGCUUGAGGAUGAAGAAGAGGAAGCUUUCCUAGAGCAAUAUCGCCAAAAGCGCAUGGCCGAGUUCAACAGUUUGCAAAAGAAGGCCAAGCAUGGAACCGUAUAUCCUCUUUCGAAACCCGAAUAUCAGCGCGAAGUCACCGACGCAUCACAAAAUGGACCGGUCUUCGUCAACCUUACAUCUGGCAUGGGAACAAAUAUUGAGUCUCGAGUUUUGACCGAGCUAUGGAGACAAGCAGCUCAAGAGUACGGCGAAAUCAAGUUUUGCGAAAUCCGAGCCAGCCAAGCUAUCGAGAACUACCCCGACCGAAACUGCCCAACGAUUCUGGUCUACAACAAGGGGGAUAUUGUCAAGCAGAUUGUGACACUUGCAACUAUUGGAGGUGUUCGAACGGGUAUGACACAAGUUGAUAACCUCCUGGUUGAGGUUGGUGCUGUUCCCGACUCGGAUAUGCGUGUUGUCAAGAGGAGACAGGCUGCUGAGGAUGCUGCCGAGGACCGCCUGGCAGGCAAGACUAUCAAGACAGGAACUGCUGGAAGAUCACGAAACGUCGACAGUGAUGACGAUGACUGGGACUAA